Messenger RNA from Daldinia loculata, 804 nucleotides. RefSeq lists its product as uncharacterized. The transcript is spliced from 4 exons. The coding region runs from base 1 to 804 and encodes 267 amino acids. NCBI's taxonomy places the organism in Eukaryota, Fungi, Ascomycota, Sordariomycetes, Xylariales, Hypoxylaceae. The record is from RefSeq and is a predicted model, not a curated record.
AUGGAUUUUAAACCUGGAGGCUUAGACGGACAUGAUACUCGUAGCGCCCUUACAAUUCAACUCAGCAGAACUUUUACUAAAAUCAUGCAAACUCUUUCUCAUCUUGAAAGCCAGUCCGGCCCCUACAAUGCCGCCAAUUCAAAUUCAAACCACGGUGCAAACCCUAGCGAUAUCACCUCUUCUGAGAUCAGGAAUAGAGCUUAUGCUAUAAUGAAGAAAAGUCUCGGUGGCUUAUUCAACAGUAGCACCGAAGACUCACAGUCCGAUAUACCACACUAUAUCAAUAGGAGCAUUAAGAGUUAUUCACGAGGCUACCCGCGACUUGCCGCAAUAGUUGCUUCGAAUAGAGACUACUUAAUCAUCCGCCAAUUCGGGUACUUGCAUGCGAGGGUGCUACUAGAUCUUCAGGACAAGCUACAAGGGUACGAAGAAGAUCUUGAGAAACGUGACAGAGAGAGCCAUAGUAAGGGUGCCAACAAUCCGUCGUUGGCCCCAAAGAUGGACCUUCUCAGAAAUAUUGAAGAGACAUUGAAGAGAUAUAAGAUAAUGAUGGAUUAUGCGUCUUCUCCUCAUUUCCAGCAAGAGCCCUCCGAGACAGACAUCAAAAACUUGGGGGCCCUUUCCGAAGUACAUGCACCAUUCGCCAACGAGAAAAAGAAGUAUUACCUGUACAAGGCGGACCUCGUAUCACUGAACUUACAGGAAGACACGGCACGAGUGGAUGGGCUCCUUACAAAGCUCAUAUUCUACAAACCUAAUAAGCUGAUCAAGGUAAAUAUGUCUGCCACAGAGCGAAGCAAAUAG